This is a messenger RNA of Nicotiana attenuata, 1843 nucleotides long. Its product is annotated as phytochrome-associated serine/threonine-protein phosphatase 3-like. Gene Ontology annotation, molecular function: protein serine/threonine phosphatase activity. Lineage: Eukaryota; Viridiplantae; Streptophyta; Magnoliopsida; Solanales; Solanaceae. The coding region runs from base 337 to 1248 and encodes 303 amino acids. The transcript has 10 exons. Gene Ontology annotation, cellular component: cytoplasm. Gene Ontology annotation, biological process: peptidyl-serine dephosphorylation. The record is from RefSeq and is a predicted model, not a curated record.
AGAAAAAACUAAUGGCACUCGUGGGGUAUCCAAGAAUGGUUAAGGAUGAAAGGGCAAAAUAGUCCCAUCAAUCUUUGGCCGAAAUAGUACGUAAAGUCUCACUUCGCCAGGGUUUCAAAACUCACUGCAUCUGAAGGAAUCAGCACCUCUGUUUUCUCCGUUGGGUUUUGCAGUUUCUGAUUGAGCCACGAUUCCUCCAGUCUCGAUUAAUCGCCAACAUCAGCUGAGUCAAUCGGCUCCAUCCACAUUACAUUCCAGACAAAUCUGUACAUUUACGCAGCAAAGCCACUUAAUUGCAAGUACGAAGGGCAGAGCAGUAGAUUUAGAAGAGGGACGAUGGAUUUGGACCAGUGGAUAACGAAGGUUAAAGAGGGACAGCAUCUGGCUGAGGACGAGCUUCAGCUCCUCUGUGAAUACGUUAAGGAUAUCCUGAUUGAGGAAUCAAAUGUGCAGCCUGUUAAUAGUCCAGUUACCGUCUGUGGGGACAUACAUGGCCAAUUUCAUGAUUUAAUGAAACUCUUCCACACUGGAGGUCACGUGCCAGAGACAAAUUACAUCUUUAUGGGAGAUUUUGUUGAUCGUGGAUACAAUAGUCUUGAAGUUUUCACGAUUUUGUUGCUCCUUAAAGCAAGAUAUCCUGCCAACAUUACUCUUUUACGCGGGAAUCACGAGAGCAGGCAACUAACUCAGGUUUAUGGAUUCUACGAUGAAUGCCAAAGGAAGUAUGGAAAUGCGAAUGCUUGGCGGUAUUGCACUGAUGUAUUUGACUAUCUCACUCUCUCGGCAAUUAUAGAUGGAACAGUACUAUGUGUCCAUGGUGGCCUUUCUCCUGAUGUUAGAACUAUUGAUCAGAUCAGGGUCAUUGAACGCAAUUGUGAAAUUCCUCACGAAGGGCCUUUUUGCGAUCUUAUGUGGAGUGACCCUGAAGAUAUUGAAACAUGGGCAGUGAGUCCUCGAGGAGCAGGUUGGCUGUUUGGAUCCAGAGUUACCACUGAGUUUAAUCACAUCAAUAAGUUAGAUCUGGUUUGCCGGGCUCAUCAACUUGUCCAGGAAGGUCUGAAGUACAUGUUCCAGGAUAAAGGCCUCGUUACAGUUUGGUCUGCUCCCAACUACUGUUACCGCUGUGGAAAUGUUGCUUCAAUAUUGAGCUUCAAUGAGAAUAUGGAGAGAGAGGUGAAGUUCUUCACUGAAACUGAAGAAAACAACCAGAUGAGAGGACCCAGGACAGGAGUACCUUAUUUCUUAUGAUGAGGGGGUACUUGCCUUCUUGAUUGAUAUUAUUUCUGCACUCGGUGCUGUUCCUUAUCAGAGGGAAAUUUAAGCGGUAACUGUCUACUUGGAGGGAACCUAAUUGCUGUGUGGAUUGCUGCUCUCACGCGAUGACGAUACACAUCCUAGCUUGCUGGGUUGAUCCUGCUUUUGAAUAGUUUGUGCUAUGUAUCUAGGAUGGCCUUUAAUGUUCCCCCUGUUCCAUAGUUAUUCUUACCUGUGUUAUAUAUUGAAUUCUACCUCAAAUCAGAUUACAAGAUCUUAGAUUUCUUUUUGCAAUGCUAGAGAACGCCUUUUCUUUUACUGUCAGUCUUAAGCUGAAUGGGUCCAUUUACACGCAAAAGGUUAAAGCAUUAGGAGUUAAUGCACUUUAGGGCUAAUAAAGCUGAUGUUUUAUCAAGUUGUGAAGCAUGGUAGGUGCAGCAGCUAAGGAUUUCAAGAACCAAGAGAUAGAUUGGCCUUUGAUUUGCUUCCCAGAGGGGACUUAGUUUUUUACACGAGAUAAUUUUAACAGCUUGUAGCUUCAGUGUACCAAAUUCCUUGUAGUUGCUGUUUGUGCAGCAAAAUUUCACUU